Molecule: messenger RNA, 3196 nt
Organism: Magallana angulata
Lineage: Eukaryota; Metazoa; Mollusca; Bivalvia; Ostreida; Ostreidae
Product: coiled-coil domain-containing protein 39-like
Exons: 21
Coding region: 86-2914 (942 amino acids)
Biological process (GO): cilium-dependent cell motility; cilium movement; inner dynein arm assembly
Cellular component (GO): axoneme
Source: RefSeq, a predicted model, not a curated record
GUAUCCAAAGCAAUACACAACAUUCUUCCGGCGACGCAUUUUGGUGAAUAAAUCUUCGGAGAGGUUGUCUCUUAUUUCAUCCAAAAUGAGUCGAGGAACAAAUAGUAUUCUAAGUGAGAUAGAAUGGGACGAAGGCUUAAGUAUGCCUGUGGCGAAUGCCGAAAACAAAGCGUUGGAAGACCAGAUUCAAGAUAGACAGAAGAAGGUAGUUGCUGCCACAAAUGAUUUGGAAGAAUUUGAUGACCGCAUCCAUGCUAUGUCUGAACAUCUUAAGAAUGUUCGACAGGAGCUACAACACACACAGGGUCUUACAAAUGCCCGCAAAAAAGAGAUUGACACAGAAAAUCACAUGUUGAUGAUAGCUCAAAGAGAAGAAGGCCGUCUUAAACAAGAAGUCAGAAAAUUGGAGAAAGAGCUAGAGGAAUUCAAAGAGAAAAAGAAUGUUUUUGAGAACAACAUAUUCAAGCAAACACAGAAGUUGGAGGAGAUGAAAUCCCAGAUGAACUGGGAUCAGCAGGCUUUGGAGGCAUGGCUGGAAGAGUCAGCAAGGAAGGAUGAGGACUCCAUGGCCAUUCAGAAAUACACUCGACAAGAUGAAAGCAAAAUCAAGGAAUUGUCAUUAAGAAUGGAAAGACUAACAGAUGACUCCAAGCAGAAAAAGCAUGUACUUGAACAUGAAACAACAGAAACCUUAACAGCUCAGAUUGAACUGGACAAAACUGCCGAGGACUUCCGAAAGGCUCAUCAAGAGCGUCAAAACUUGAUAGAACAGUGGGAACAUACUAUUGAGCAAAUGCAGCGUCGUGACAAAGAAAUGGAUCUCCUUGCAGCGAAAUUGGCAAGAGUGAAAGCAGAAGUUAGAAAGAGGGAAGAAAAUAUUAAAGAGAAACAGUAUUUCCUGGAAAAUGAAAUAGAGAAUAACAAAGAAUGUGAAAAGAAGAUUUCACAGGCAGAGAGGAUGUCAGCCAAAUUUAGAAUUGAUUACCAAGAGGCAGAAACACAGAGAGUGCAGUUCCAAGAUGAGUUGGAUGCCUUGAAACGCACUGUUGACCGCACUGCCACUGACCUUGAAGUCACAAGGUCACAGGUCUCUCAACUGAAGAAGGAUGUCCAAGAGAAAACCAACAAACUUCAAAUGGCAAAGGAUUUGAGGGAAACAUUGGUGGAAAAACUUAAGAUAGCCACAGAGUCAACCCUGAGUGCCGAGGAGAGAGCUGCACGCAUGGACGAGCUGUUGGAGGAGGAAGAGAAGGUGCAGAAAGAGUAUGACCAGAAGCUGAAGGCCCUCCGGGACCUCCAGUUCAGGAAGACCCAGGAGCUGCAUGAAUGUAAAGUGAAGGAGAGGAACACAGAAGCUGAAAUUCAGGGAAGCCAAGCUGCCAUUCGUAACCUCAACAGUAAGAUAUCCAAAGUGGACACAGAUGCCCUCAAACAACAAGAAAUCAUAUACAAUCAGGACUUUGCUGUUCAACAACUUGAGAGGAGAAUUAACAGAAUGCAGGGAGAGCGAAGCAACGAAGAAAAGAUCGCCUUGGAAGCCAAAAUCAAGGAUCUGAACGAUGACUUGGACCAGAGGAAUAACACUCACACUUUGUUGACCCUCCAACUCAAGAGGCUUCAGGAUGACAUUCGCAGAGUUAAGAGAGACCUGGAGAAGUCAGGGGCGGAGAAGGGUGACAUGACCAGUAAGAUAGAAGAGCUCAACCUGUACAACGACAGCUCGGAGAAAGAGCUGAGGAAAAUCAUACGAAACAAACAGGAUAUGAUGGUGGAUCAGAAUAUUCUCAAACUUGAAAUCAAGAGACUGAGAGAGAUGCUGAAUUCUAAGGCAGAUGAAGUGUUUGGUUUAGAGAAGCGAAGACUGCAGUUGGAAACGGCCAUGAAUGAGAGACACCAAGAGAUAGGUAUACACAAGGAGAUGUUAGAUGCUCAGUUUCGUGCUGCUUCGGCUGAGAGGCAGCAGAUCUCUGCCGAAUUACACGAACGAAUCUCCAAGAUUGAGAAAUUAAAAAGCAGAUAUGAAAUUCUGAUGGUUUCCAUGGCACCUCCAGAGGGAGAGGAGGAAAGAUCACAAGCUUAUUAUGUCAUCAAGGCUGCUCAGGAGAAGGAGGAACUCCAGAGAGAGGGAGAUGAUCUGGAUGCCAAGAUCCGGAAGGCCGAGAAGGAGAUCCGGGCCCUGGAGAACACCCUGAAACUGAUGAACAACCGGAACGAAACGUACAGGAAAAGCUUCAACAAAGUCACAGAGUCUAGUGAUGAGAUGGAGGAGAAAGGACAGCUCGAGGAGCAGAUGAGGGCAGUCAUGGACAAGUUCAAGUACAAGCGGCGUCAGAUCCGCGAGCUCCAGGAGGACCUACAGACCAUGAGUAACACCCUGGACAACCUCUCCAGGGACGAGCAGGCGUACGAGGAGAUGAUUGAGGAGAAGGAGAAUAAGAGAUUACAGCUGAAUAAGGAACUGGAUGAUUUGAGAAACAAACUUGAGAGAGUAGCUAAGCAGAACUCCAAAUAUGCCAGAGAGCUUAGGUCAGCCAAGAAGGCCAAAGGGGAGACAAAUGAGGAGAAAGAUUUUGAUGUCCGUGAACUUCGUGAGUUCAACAGACAAAUCAUGCAACAGAUCGGAGACGUUAUCCAGAAGCAUCCAGAUAUUGGCGAAGCUGUCAACAUGUACUUCUCACAGGCCAACCUUCCUCCCCCCACCCCAAGCGGUAGACAGCCGGGAAGUGCCCGAAGUAGUCUAGGAUCCGUCCGUAGUAGUUCCAGCAUCAAAUCACCCCUCGGUAGUGGGAGACCAACACCAGUCCAGAUAGGCGCAGAAUUUGGGGCAAUGGGUUCCCCGGCCGGUUCCCGUAGCUCCAGCUCCAUGGGAAGCGUCAGGAGUUCCGGAAGCAGAGCCGGAACAGGGAGGCGGUAGGAAGUCAUUCUCUCCGUACAAACAUCCGUCCAGGAUCUACCUUAACAGACUGUGAUAAUAUAAGCCGGAGGCUGAGGCAUACACAAUUUUUUAAUUUUGUGUGUGAAUGCUUUAUUGAAGGACUGUAUGAGUGUGUGAAUGGUUCUAUUAAAAACUUUCUUGUACUAUAUUAUCUUUGAUGUCUGUAAAUCUAUGUUGUGAACUUGAAAGAAUGAGAAGAAAUAUUUGUAAAGUGAUACUGUUUUGUUUAAUAUGUAGACUGAAGUAAAUUAUUUCACUGAA